Medicago truncatula (barrel medic) is the source of this 2485-nucleotide messenger RNA. RefSeq names its product O-fucosyltransferase 31. The coding region runs from base 241 to 1794 and encodes 517 amino acids. Lineage: Eukaryota; Viridiplantae; Streptophyta; Magnoliopsida; Fabales; Fabaceae. The transcript is spliced from 10 exons. The record is from RefSeq and is a predicted model, not a curated record.
CAAGCUAAGCUGAUCGGGAUCGAAAAAUUCACCUUUAAUACUUCAUUUAGUAGUAUAAAAUGACAAAUAAAUUUUUCCCUUUUCAAAUGGAAUCCAAUAAUUUAAGACAUUAGAAAUGGUGUUAAGUUUGAAAGUCUUAGAUUGAGAUAACACAACUACUACUCUGUUGCAAUGAAUCCAUUGAUGCAAAUGCAACAGCAUCCUCUACAUUGAUCAUCGAUUCGCUUGAGAAUUGUCACAAUGAAGCUUCAUCAUCAAUUAAACCAACUCAACCACUCUCAAAAAUCAGCUUUUGUUGCAGUUUUUGUCAUUCUCUUUCCCUUUUUCAUUCCCAAUCUCUUCCAACCUUUGGGUCGUGCUUCACCUUCUAUCUUCUCCGAAUGGAUUGCUCCUAAACCUAGACACGUCACAUUGCUACAGGGUGCUCUACAACGCCGAAUUUCUGUUGAAGUACAAACCAAUCUUUGGUCUCCCUUGGCUUACCAAGGAUGGAAACCUUGUACUGUGCCUCCAAAAUCACCUUCGCUGCCCGAAAAGUCUAGGGGUUAUAUCCAAGUUUUCCUGGAUGGAGGAUUGAACCAACAGAAGAUGGGGAUAUGUGAUGCUGUUGCUGUUGCUAAAAUUUUGAAUGUAACGUUGGUGAUCCCGCAUUUUGAAGUGAAUCCUGUAUGGCAAGAUUCAAGUUCAUUUGCAGAUAUAUUUGACGUUGAUCACUUCAUUGAUGUUCUCCGUGAUGAAGUAUCUAUAGUGAAAGAGCUUCCUGGUGAGUACUCUUGGAGCACAAGAGAGUACUAUGCCACAGGCAUUAGAGCUACCAGAAUUAAAACAGCACCAGUUCAUGCUACCGCAGAUUGGUAUACAGAAAAUGUAUUGCCGGUACUUCAGAGUUAUGGUGUUGCUGCCAUUGCACCGUUCUCUCAUCGCUUGACAUUCAACGGCUUACCAUCAGACAUCCAGCGUCUCCGUUGCAAGGUCAACUUUGAAGCACUGAACUUUGUUCCACACGUUAAGGAAUUAGGAGAUAUCCUUGUUCAGCGUCUUCGCUACAAUUCUAGUAUCAACCAAGCAGAAUCAAAUGAUUAUUUGCCAGAGGAAGCCGAUAAACUUGGGAAACAGCAAAGCGGGAAGUUUGUUGUGUUGCAUCUGCGUUUUGAUAAAGAUAUGGCAGCCCAUUCAGCUUGUGAUUUUGGUGGGGGUAAAGCUGAGAAACUUGCUCUAGCUAAAUACCGGCAGGUGAUUUGGCAGGGAAGAGUAUUGAAUUCCCAAUUCAAUGAUGAAGAGUUGAGAAAUCAGGGGCGUUGCCCACUGACUCCCGAAGAGAUUGGAUUGCUCCUAGCUGCUUUGGGGUUCAACAACAGAACACGACUUUAUCUUGCUUCCCACAAGGUUUAUGGUGGAAAAGCUAGGUUGGAAACUUUAAGCACAUUAUUUCCUUUUAUGGAAGAUAAGAAAAGUCUAGUCUCUGCAGAGACAAUGGCCAAAGUUAAUGGAAAGGCAUCACUAUUAGCUGCUGUUGAUUAUUAUGUGAGCAUGCACAGUGACAUCUUCAUUUCUGCUUCUCCGGGCAAUAUGCACAAUGCUCUGGUGGCACAUCGUGCUUAUAAGAAUCUGAAGACUAUCAGACCAAACAUGGCACUUUUGGGCCAGCUAUUUCAGAAUAAGAGCAUAGGCUGGUCAGAUUUUCAGCGUGCGGUUCUUGAUGGACAUAAGAACAGACAGGGGCAGAUAAGAUUAAGAAAGGAGAAGCAGUCAAUUUAUACAUACCCUGCUCCUGAUUGCAUGUGUAGAGCUUAGUUGAAACAAGUUUUGGCAGAUGUAAAUUGAUCGUUAGCUUAAUUGCACUUAUGGCUUCUAUAGUUUCGUGCCGUGAUGUAAGAUAGCCAAAGACUGGAAGAGUGCUCCUCUUUGACAGAAUGCUCGCCGUAUAAACAAAUCAAGUUCUAAAUACAACCUCGGUCCUUGGGCAGGAUACCGAGUUUUCAAAAAUAAAUAAUGAAAGUUUGAAAUACAACCUGAUGUAAGUAAAAUUGUCAUACUAUUAGCUAUCCUAUAAUAUUGAGUAUCUGAGUUGUUCUACUCACAAUGGAGUUCAGUUUUUCUCCCCAAAUUCUACUUGCAGGGUUAUUCUGUUGGAUUUUCAAUUCAUGCAAUUAAGGAUACAUUUAUCUAAAUUCUUCUGAACUCAGCUCAUAUUCCUUCUGAACUCAGCUCACAUUCCAAUAGAUGAAUGGGAAAGGGGAAAAGUUGCAUGUUGUUGAACGGUGUUUGGGUGGGUCUGAAUGGUGAAACAAACAUGGUCUAACAAAAUUGACAUGGAAUGCAGUUGAAUUUAGAGGGGACAAAGUUAAAUUUCAGAAAAUUUAAUAAAGUUCCCUUGAUUAUUGUUAACUGUAUAUUGCACUAUAAACAAUUUUUUCCAUCUCCGGCUCAUGUGAACAGCUUGUGAUACAGACAUACAAUGAUUUUGGCAUAUGAUUUGAGGAAA